Molecule: messenger RNA, 869 nt
Organism: Guyanagaster necrorhizus
Lineage: Eukaryota; Fungi; Basidiomycota; Agaricomycetes; Agaricales; Physalacriaceae
Exons: 6
Coding region: 223-759 (178 amino acids)
Biological process (GO): ribosomal large subunit biogenesis
Cellular component (GO): nucleolus
Molecular function (GO): structural constituent of ribosome
Source: RefSeq, a predicted model, not a curated record
UCGGGCUCAUCUUCGGGGGAAAUUCCUGGCUGCCGCAUGCCUGUAACGUCACUCUAGGACAUCAUGGGGCCAUGUAACAAGAUAGAAGAUAGAAGCUAGACAAACACUCCUUUACGAGGACAGCAGGGACUGGAACAAGUGCACCGUGCGACAGAUGGCCAGACAUAGGGCGAGUUUGUGACCUGUGACGUGACUGAAAACAUCUUUACUCCUCCUACCGUCAUGCGGAUUGAAAAGUGCUAUUUCUGUUCGACUAGCGUAUAUCCAGGGCAUGGCUCUGCAUUUGUUCGAAAUGACGCCAAGGUUUUCAGGUUCUGCACCUCAAAAUGUCAUAAGAACUUCAAGAUGAAGCGUAACCCACGCAAAGUACGGUGGACAAAGGCGUUUAGGAAAGCAGCGGGCAAGGAGAUGACCAUUGACUCCACGAUCGACUUUGAGAAACGACGAAACGUACCAGUACGCUACGACAGAGAAUUGAUGAAGACCACAAUUACUGCCAUGAAGCGGGUCGGAGAAAUCAAACAGCGCAGAGAGCGGGCGUUCUGGAAGAACAGAAUGGCUUUGAGCCGAGAAAAACUAAAGGCUCACCGCAAAAAGAGUAUGGAAACAGCCAAGCAGCCAUCUUCCACCCUGGUCGAGCCCAUGGCUAUCGAACCAUCCGAAUCGUCAAAGAUACGGGAGAAAAUCAAGGUCCCUUCAAAGAGCCGGAGUGCUCUCAUCCAGGGCGAGGAUCGGUCAAUGACCAUGGAUAUAGAUUGAUAGUCUUCUUAUUCUCUUCUGCGUCUGCCAUGUAUUCCAUGAUUCACGUAUACACUAUUGAUACACUAUUGAAGUAUUAUUCUACCGUAAGGAGGUUCAAUGCAAAAUGC